UUUCAGUCAGCAGCACUUUUAUAGUUUUCAUCCGGUUAUCACCUGACUUUUCAUCCCCUGCCCUGCAGUGGCUGACGUACCGUCGUUGAUGUGAAACCUUAUAAGAAGCUUAGAUUCUUGUUGCUUCGUUGCUACAGUGUCGCUACACGGUGAUCUUCUUCCGUCUAUUCAACAUCAAGCGGGCUGACGUCACACUGCACAUUUCAAAUAGUGAAAGCAGAUCAUAACAAACACUGAAAUCGAUCCAUUUGUUUUUCUGUUGUUAUAUAGGACAUCACUAGAAAGUUAACCUUGUAAUAAAACCAAUCAACCAUGUCGCCGACUGUACCGACAACGACGGGCCCAUCCAAUUCUUGGAUACGUCUCGGUCCGUCUUCACUUCCGUCUUCAACUGCCGGCGCCGUGUCGAAUCUGAUUCGAGUCGACCAAUCAACAAGACAACAUUGCGAAGACGACGGUGCGAAAGGCAGCAGAAUUGCUGAUGCAUACGGUAGACCUCUGGACAUGUGCAACGACAAUGGAGCAGGGAAUAACGGAAAUUGUUGGUUAUUGACGCAUCAGAGUGUGUCAUCAGUAUCGCUAAAUGGAAGUUGGCAGCGUCGAGACUAUCACGAGCCAAUGACUAUGGAGACGGCCGAGUUUUGGAUCCAUCAACUCCGUUCCGUCUUGCACGAAACUCGCUCCAAUCUCAAUCUCAUUGUUGCCUUUCAUCAUCGCCAAAUGCAGAAACGACAAAGUCAACUAUCUUCGGAUUUAUAUGCAAAGCCAGCAGAGACGAUGAUGACAUCCAAGUCUGUGGCAGUUCAGACAAACAGCGAAUCGAACAAUGGGAAGCAAAUGGAGUCUGCUAAAGAGUCGAAAUUGAGUUGUUAUCGGAAAUCAGUUGCAACACCGCGUCUGCCUUCUCAUUCAGAUUGCUCAAUUAUCCCCGCAUCAAAGCCAAGAGCGUCCACCGUGUCGCUGGAUGGAUGCCGUUGCCCUGGCAACAGCUGUUGCUCACCGUCUACCCACCGCUGCCUUAAAGGAACUUGCAAAACGCUUAAUGGGCAAAAAGUGCCACCACCUCAUCGCGACGAGGCCAAGUGCAAUCACCAUCGUCAGUGGGAAAAGAAUAUCAACACAUCCCUUUUGCUAUUGAACGAUGCCUGGCAAUUGGCUGGAUUACACACUCGUCAGCGAAUGUCCAUUCUCAGUCGCCACUAUAGGACUCUUUAUCGACACUAUCGGAGGCUACGCAAACGGCAUCGCAAUUUGCGUCGAUCUAUGCGCCGCACGUCUCGUCAAACUCGUUACAUUCAACACCAACUUCAGGAUCAAUCGUUAAGCAAGUGGACGAUGUUGCCGCUGACUGGGUCGACCGUUUGAAAGGAUUGGUCGACGACACUACAGCCGAAGGAUCUUGAUCGGAUUAUUCAUAUUCACCCUGUGAUUUCACGUCACGAUCUUCGUUAGCAGAAAGAGGAUCAGAGCGACUGAAAUCAUCGCCUUUGUCGGCGCCAACAUCCAAUUCAUUCAGCCUUUAUCGAUGGUAUUCUUCGUUGUCUCUGAAACUCAGCUGGAUUCAAACGUCGCAUAGGAACGUCAUUGAAAAAAUCCUCUUAUUCCAGCGUAUCUCUCAAGAUGUUUGAUGUUUUGUACGGAUGUGUAUUGCUGAUUUGCAGAGGGGAAAAAAAAAAGACGGCCAACUCUUUUGUCCAGCACUUGCUACAAAGUUCUGUGCUUUGACACCGGUAUCUCGGUCCUUGUGUAUUCAAAGGCUCUUUAUUAUUCCUUUUAUACGCCAUGUUUUAUUCAUGUACAUAUACUCUUUUGCAUGUUGCCGCACCGUCGCCUAUUUUCGAUUUAUUAGAAAUCUGGUUGGUGGUGGAACUGAAUUUUGAAAUGUCGAUUUACUUUUACGUCGUUAUUCUGGUGUUUUAGAGCUUCGUUGACGUCAUCAAUCCGUUGUGUCUAUCCAACUCUUAAUCAUUCUUUCUUUGAAACUGUUUAAUCAUCAAACAUUUCACAGCAACCGCAUGUACGUUUUAUGGUUAAAACUUUGUAAGUUGAUGUGUUCUAAUGUUUUUUUAAAGGACUUUUCGCCGAGUUGCUGUGCAGAAGAAAAAACAGACAUUUUCCAGCACCACCACAAACAUCAAGGAAACUCAAUUAUAACAAGGAGGCAGUCUUUAUGGGUCUUUUUUUUUGGUAACAGGCGAACUUUUUAAAUCUAUUCUACGCGCACGUUGCAUUAACUCUGCUCUAGCCAAACAAAGACGGAGAUGCUACCGAUCAUGUAACCCAUACCCACAGUCUUACAUGAUUAUAGCUGUCAGCCAUCAAUUUUGAUCUACGUGCACAAAAUCAAAUAUUUGUUGUAGUAGAAGUAGUAGUGGUGAGUAUAAUAAGUUGUACGGGGUCUCAGCCUUUUGUUUAGAUGUGCUUAGCCCAAGUUUAAUGUUAUGCCCAAGUCUGCCAUUGCAAACGUAGUUUGUCUCAUGCAAAGUGUAUCGAUUCAUUUCCGCUACUUGAUAUAUAGUUCUACAAUUUAA
Molecule: messenger RNA, 2531 nt
Organism: Daphnia magna
Lineage: Eukaryota; Metazoa; Arthropoda; Branchiopoda; Diplostraca; Daphniidae
Source: RefSeq, a predicted model, not a curated record